This is a messenger RNA of Lobosporangium transversale, 827 nucleotides long. RefSeq lists its product as hypothetical. The record is from RefSeq and is a predicted model, not a curated record. Bases 1 to 711 code for a protein of 236 amino acids. NCBI's taxonomy places the organism in Eukaryota, Fungi, Mortierellomycota, Mortierellomycetes, Mortierellales, Mortierellaceae. The transcript has 5 exons.
AUGAAGACCACAGCUGCAACAUUGUUUAUGCUGAUGUCGUUAGUAGGCUCAGCCGCGGCACACAUAGCCAUGCUUUAUCCUGUACCUCGUGGUGGCUAUGGUACUAAAGAAUAUAACGCUCGUGGCGAUACCCCUAUCGGAUACAAAGACGGUGUGUGGAAAACACGUUUCCCCUGUGGAGGUUUCGCCCCCGGACCUGUGACAGAACUCAAGGCUGGGCAGGUCAUUCCUGUACGCUUCUUAGCAUCAUCCAUGUCAAAGAAGGACAUCAAGACCCAACCAAAACCUACAAACAGCAAACGUGGAUUCAAACAAGCUCGCCAUGGUGGCGGUACUUGCGAGUUUUCAUUGUCGUAUGAUAAUGGCAAGACAUUUCAUCUGAUCGGACGAUAUACAAAAUCAUGUCCAGAUGCAUAUUACGAAUGGCCAGUCAAGAUCCCGAAUAAUGUCCCAUCAUGCAAUAAGAAGGGUCAAUGUCUUUUUGUUUGGUCAUGGAUAUCAAGUUCUAUUCCUCAAUAUUACCAAAAUUGCGUGGAUGUGAGUAUUACAGGCGUAGCUAACGGAAAGUUGCCAUCGAAGGGGCUUGAGCUUGUGAACAUCCCCGGGCACAAACAGGGCGUCAGAGCGCCUGGAGAUGGAGCAGGCCGGAACAUGGGCAAGGGACCGAAUAAGGACGAGGUCAAGGCCAAUCUGAAUGGUCUAUGGAAGUAAAAUAGAACAGCCGUACUGCAGUAGCUAAAAGAAAGAAAGAGAGAAAGAAAGAAAAAAAUAUAUAUAUAUAGAUAAUAGUGUAUAUAAACAAGAUGUAUAGAAUAAAUAAGAAAAAG